AUGUCUGCAGACCUUGUCUCUUCUCAAACCACAAAAUCCUCUGCUACAAGCACAGGACCUGCAACUUCUGCACAGUUAGUCUCUUCUACCACCGAAUCUCAUGCCAUGAGUACUGGAUCUGGAACUUCUGCAGGACUUGUCUUUUCUACCACCACAAAAUCCCCUGCCACGAGCUCUGGACCUGGAAAUUCCACAGAUAUUUUAUCUACGCCAUCCACAAAAUCUUUUGUCACAAGCACUGAACCUGCUACAACAAAAAAAUCAACUACAACCACAACACCAUCAACAACAACAGCAUCAACAACAACAACCACAACAACAACAGCAUCAACAUCUACAGCAGGAAUUUGUGCUCUUGCCUCUGUUUCUGUAGAACUACUCAGUGUCACCAGUGAUUUGAUUGCCUUCAAGCUUAUUAAACAAGGAGCUCCAACCAAUGUCGUCUACAGAGUGACAAUCUCCAGAGCUGCAAGGAUAUUUACUGCACAAAUCAGAGUGCUCAAUGAAGUAUACAAGGAAGACUACAGCAACAAAACCAGCGAAGCGUUCAAGAGCUUUAUGGCAAACUUUAUUGCUGAGUUAAUGAAAUACCUGAGCAACGAUUUCAGAGAAUUAAUUAGUAAGGAUCGAAUGAGAAUUGAGGUGACGAGCCUGAAAAGCGGCAGCGUCAUUGUGGAAUAUCAAAUCCUCACCAACAUCGCUGACAAUAUCACUUUGCCCUCAAUAGAGGCAAAUUUCACCAGUGCCCUUAAGCAAAGCGAUGCUCUGAAGAUAGAUAAUUCAUCUUAUGUGUUUAACGCUCUGAACGUCUGCGCAUCUGAUCAGAACGGUUGCUCUACGAAUGCGACCUGCACAUCUAAUGGUGGACAAUAUACAUGUCAAUGCUUUUCUGGUUUUGUUGACACUAGUCCAAGUGUCCCAGGGAUCACAUGUGAAGAAGAUAUCAACGAGUGUGCCUCGAGCGACCUCAACAACUGCUCGCCGCUGGCGACCUGCACCAACACUGACGGGAGUUAUCAAUGUCAGUGCAAACCAGGAACUGAAGAUAAAAACUCUACCCUCCCCGGACGAGACUGUGAGGAUAUUAACGAGUGUGCCUCGAGCAACCUCAACACUUGCUCACAGCUGGCGACCUGCACCAACACUGCCGGGAGUUAUCAAUUAUUCAUUGGUGCCUCACGGCUGGCGACCUGCACCGACACUGAUGGGAGUUAUCUUUGUUGGUGUUCCCUGGGAAUGCAGGAUCUUAACCCCUCCAGUGCCGGGCAGCAGUGUCUUGAUCCCGUCAUCUGCUACAGCUCUACCACAUUCUGCUCUGCUUCAUCUACCUGCAAGAUCGAUUCCCAAGACCAGAUAUGUGCCAGUAAGCAGGCAUUCCCGUCCACAGUCCUAAUGACUAAAGCUAAUUUUACCAGCGACCUCUAUGAUAAAUCCAGCCAAGCCUAUAAGGAACUUUCCGCAAACUUCACGGGAAACAUUGCCAAGAAGGUGAAGACUGAGCUGAAUCUUGACAGCUUUGAGAUCGCCGUGGUGGGCUUCAGAAACGGCAGCGUGAAUGCUCACAUAGUGGCCAUCACAAACUCUUCUUCACCAAUUAGCACGACGGAAUUGGAAAAAGCUCUGACAAAAUCGGCAGAAGAAUUCCUGAAAACACCAGUUUUGGUCAAUGUGACGUCAUCAAUACCCACGGUCCCGACCACAAGCCCGGCAAUAGUUGCCGACAAUGGCUGGAGGACGGCAACUAUAGUCAUCGCCGUCCUGCUGGGACUCCUCUUAUUAAUAGUGGUAGUCUUGGCCGCCAUCUGGAUAUACACCAGGCACCGGGUCGGAAAAUACUCGCCUUAUCAUGUGGAGAACUCUACAAGGUCUAGCUACAGACAAUUCUAG
Molecule: messenger RNA, 1887 nt
Organism: Bufo bufo (common toad)
Lineage: Eukaryota; Metazoa; Chordata; Amphibia; Anura; Bufonidae
Product: cell wall protein DAN4-like
Exons: 12
Coding region: 1-1887 (628 amino acids)
Molecular function (GO): calcium ion binding
Source: RefSeq, a predicted model, not a curated record